Molecule: messenger RNA, 2568 nt
Organism: Anastrepha ludens (Mexican fruit fly)
Lineage: Eukaryota; Metazoa; Arthropoda; Insecta; Diptera; Tephritidae
Exons: 2
Coding region: 1-2568 (855 amino acids)
Biological process (GO): DNA integration
Molecular function (GO): nucleic acid binding
Source: RefSeq, a predicted model, not a curated record
AUGCACCAGUUAGCCAUUGAUGAACAAACUGUCUACCCCAUAGGCUCAAAAAUAUUAAAGCGCGAUUUUUAUGUCGAUGAUCUUAUUACAGGCGGUGAGUCCAUUCAAGAAGUCAAGGAAAUUAUGAGUCAAACUACAAAGCUGCUGGAAAAAGGAGGAUUCAAGUUGAGAAAGUGGUGCUCCAGUAAUCCUGAAUUGUUGCAGACGAUACCACCUGAUGAUCGAGAAACUCUACUUAAGUUCGACGAUGGAAGCGAUAUAGCUAAAACACUCGGUUUAACUUGGGAUCCUGCAUCAGAUUGCCUAUUGUUCGCGUUCUCACCAAUGCAGCCUUCAUCAAAACAUUGCAAGCGGUCCAUUUUGUCAACUAUUGCUCGUUUUUAUGACCCACUCGGUCUCAUCGGCCCUAUUAUUUCGAAGGCUAAAAUCUUUCUUCAACAAAUCUGGAAAGAAAGGCUUGACUGGGAUGAAAGUUUGCCUUCAUCACUACAUUCAUCGUGGCUUAGUUUGUGUGCAGAUUUUGGCUGCAUACCGCAAAUAAAGUUUCCCCGUUUGUCAAUACAGCAGAAUGGCGCCUAUGAAAUUCAUGGUUUUAGUGACGCCAGCAUCGAAGCAUACGGAGCUUGUCUUUACGUCGUGUCAGUCAGUCAAGGAAGAAACCAGGCGCAACUGCUAUGUUCAAAAUCUCGUGUAGCGCCCUUAAAAACUCUUACGGUUCCAAGGCUGGAGUUGUGCGGUGCCUCCCUGUUGGCGCAACUCAUGCAUGAAAUAGCUCAAAUGAAACUUUUCUCGUGUCGAUAUUAUUGUUGGUCUGAUUCGGCGGUGGUGUUAUCCUGGAUCCGCGACGAACCUUCAAGAUUUCAAAUCUUUACAGCUAAUCGCAUAGCCACUAUACAGGAGUUGACUGCGGGUAUGGAAUGGCGCUACGUGCCUACGAAGUUUAACCCAGCUGAUAUUUUAUCCAGAGGUGCAACCUCUAACGACCUCAUUAACUCAUCUCUAUGGCUGCAUGGACCGGAUUUUUUAGCUCAAGAUAAAAACAAUUGGCCAAACCCUUGCAGUCAACAUGUUUUUGGUUACAUUUAUAAGUUCCAAAAUCGCUUGCGGCUUUCUGGACUGACUGUUGAUUGCAUACGCCGAGGCACAAAACUACUCCUGCGCACUAUCCAAAGGCUUCACUUCAAAGAGGAUCUCAAAUGCCUUCAAGCCGGUCAAGGAGUGAAGGCAUCUAGUUGCAUUGCGUCGCUCUCACCAUUCAUCGAUAGUUGUGGAUUGCUUCGUGUGGGUGGACGACUGAAAAAUUCAGCGCUCGACUUCGAGGCGCAGCAUCCAGUCAUACUGCCGAGGCGUCAUCCUGUCACUCAGGCAAUCAUUAUGCAUUUUCAUAGGCGCAAUUUGCACGCGGGUCCUCGUUCCCUACUAGCAUACAUUCGGCUGCAGUAUUGGCCUAUUGGCGGACGAAAAACUGUUUCGAACGUUGUAAGCAAAUGCACUCUAUGCUUCCGAGCUAAACCGCACUUAGCGGAACAUAUUAUGGCUGAUCUUCCGGAAGAUAGGGUAAACUCAUCUUAUGCAUUUAUGGUCACAGGCGUCGAUUAUUGUGGACCAUUCCAUUAUAAAAACGAAAUACGCAACAAGCAACCCAUAAAAUGUUACAUUUGCAUAUUCAUAUGCUUUGCCACGAAAGCUGUGCACCUGGAGCUCGUAGCAGACUUAUCAACGAAGGCAUUCUUAAAUGCACUAAAGCGGUUCAUCCUAACGCGUUGUCGCCCCACUCGUAUAUGGUCGGACAACGCAACCAACUUUGUCGGCGCUAAGAAUGAGAUGGCAGAAUUAAAACGUUUAUUCCUGAGCGAUAAUCAUGUGCAAGCAGUUCAUGAAUUUUGUCUAGCUAAUACCAUAGAAUGGCAUUUCAUUCCACCUCGCUCUCCACACUUUGGUGGGCUUUGGGAAGCGGCCGUUAAAACUGCGAAAUAUCAUUUUCAUCGCUCGGUGGGCUCGUCAUUAUUAAACUUCGAUGAACUGCGCACACUUAUUUGCCACAUAGCGGCAAUUAUUAACUCAAGACCUUUGUUUCCACUUUCAGACAAUCCGGCUGAUUUAGACGUUCUAACUCCAGCUCACUUCAUUGGCACUGCUCCUAUCUCUACUUACGUUGAACCAGAUGUCACGAAUAUUAACUUUAAUCGUUUGGAUCAAUGGCAGCGCGUAUCAUACUACCAGCAGAUAUUUUGGGCACGUUGGCAUGAGGAGUACUUAACUACCUUGCAGCAGCGCUCAAAGUGGCGCACACAGAAUUUCGAACUCUGCGUCAACGACAUAGUUUUAGUAAAGGACGAAAAUCUGCCUCCUCUCAAGUGGCCCCUAGCAAGAGUCACCGAACUAAUAUAUGGAUCAGAUCGUGUGGCACGUGUCGCUGUACUAAAGACUGCAAAUGGAGUCAUCCGAAGAGCCAUCCGAAAGCUAUGCCCAUUGCCAAGACAGGAUGAGGUUGAAAGCCAGAGUCUUCCAACGGGGGGAGGAUGUUUGGUUAUGCAGAAAGCAGCGCAGUCAGCGCAACCAACAUAA